AUGCAUCAGGUGGGACCCAAAACCCACGUGGUGUUUAGCACCGGGGACCGGGACAUCCCGAGAGUCGGGGACCAGGGCACCCCCACGUUCAGGGACCGGGGCAUCCUCAGGGUUGGGGACCGGGACAUCCCCACGUUCAGGGAUGUUCAGGACACCCCCAGGACCAGGGACCAGGACAUCCCCAGGUUUGGGGUCCAGGACAUCCCCAGGUUUGGGUCCAGGACAUCCCCAGGCUGGUGCCGCACCCGGAGCAUCCCGGGGCUGGAAGCGGGUGUUGGGAGCAGGGCUGAGGCUGGUGCCGCACCCGGAGCAUCCCGGGGCUGGAAUUCCAGCGGUUCCUCAGCUCAGCUCCUGGCAGUUGGGAUUCUGCCUCUCGGUACCAAAGUUAAAAACAGCCGCGCUCAAUUCAGCGCUUUUCACCUCGCUGGGGAGGCCGGGAAGAGCCUCCUGUCCUCCCUGCUCUUCCCCUCGGUUAUCCCGGAUUCCCGAGGCGGGGAAUCGCAGCUCUGCCUCGUGCCGGAGCCGCUCCAGGCUCCGUGUCCCUCUGUCCCCUCCAGGCACGGCGGGACCAAGGCCGAGGACACCUCCAAGGCGUCCCCGUUCCACCUGGACCUGUGGUUCUACUUCACCCUGCAGAACUGGGUGCUGGAUUUCGGGCGCCCCAUCGCCAUGAUCAUCUUCCCUCUGGAAUGGUUUCCUCUGAACAAACCCAGCGCUGGAGAUUAUUUCCACAUGGCUUACAACGUUAUCACCCCCUUCCUGCUGCUGAAGCUGAUCGAGCGCUCCCCCCGGACUCUCCCUCGCUCCAUGGUCCACGUCAGCAUCAUCACCUUCGUGAUGGGCGCCAGCAUCCACCUGGUGGGGGACUCUGUCAACCACCGGCUGAUCUUCAGCGGGUACCAGCACCACCUGUCCGUGCGCGAGAACCCCGUCAUCCGCAACCUGCGCCCGCAGACCCUGAUCGACUCCUUCGAGCUGCUCUACUACUACGAUGAGUACCUGGGGCACUCCAUGUGGUACAUCCCGUUUUUCCUGAUCCUGUUCAUUUACUUCACCGGCUGCUUCACGCCGGCGGCGCGGCGGGGCCGGAUGCCCCUGGCUGCCCUGCUCCUGGUGGGGCCCAGCAGCCUCUACUACUGGUACCUGGUGACGGAGGGGCAGAUCUUCAUCCUCUACAUCUUCACCUUCUUCGCCAUGAUGGCGCUGGUGAUGCACCAGCGGCGCAAGGGGCUGGUGCUGGACAGCAACGGGCUCUUCCUCUUCCUCUCCUUCAUCAUCACCCUGCUCCUCAUCGCCGCCUGGGUGGGCUGGCUCUGGAACGACAAAAUCCUGCGGAAGAAAUACCCCGGGGUGAUUUACAUCCCCGAGCCCUGGGCCUUCUACACCCUGCACAUGAACAACCUGCACCAGGGCGCCUCCUGAGCCCGGCUGGCGUUCCCUGGGGGAUGGGAAAGGGGGGAAAAAAGAGAUUUAGGGGUUUUUUAAUGUAGAUCUGUGCGUUUCCAAUAAAUCCCUGAGAGGAG
Messenger RNA from Cyanistes caeruleus (blue tit), 1523 nucleotides. NCBI's taxonomy places the organism in Eukaryota, Metazoa, Chordata, Aves, Passeriformes, Paridae. The record is from RefSeq and is a predicted model, not a curated record.